Rangifer tarandus platyrhynchus (Svalbard reindeer) is the source of this 1437-nucleotide messenger RNA. NCBI's taxonomy places the organism in Eukaryota, Metazoa, Chordata, Mammalia, Artiodactyla, Cervidae. The record is from the annotation of a GenBank genome assembly.
AUGACGCCUGAGGACCAAGAGGAGACCCAGCCGCUCCUGGGGCCGCUCGGCGGCAGCGCUCCCCGCGGCCGCCGCGUCUUCCUCGCCGCCUUCGCCGCUGCCCUGGGACCACUCAGCUUCGGCUUCGCGCUCGGCUACAGCUCCCCGGCCAUCCCGAGCCUGAGGCGCGCCGCGCCCCCGGCCCCUCACCUCGACGAAGACGCAGCCUCCUGGUUCGGGGCCAUCGUGACCCUGGGCGCCGCGGCCGGGGGCCUGCUGGGCGGCUGGCUCGUAGACCAAGCGGGGCGCAAGCUGAGCCUCCUCCUCUGCUCCAUGCCCUUCGUGGCCGGCUUCGCCGUCAUCACCGCGGCUCAGAACCUGUGGAUGCUGCUCGGAGGCCGUCUGCUCACCGGCCUGGCCUGUGGCAUUGCCUCGCUCGUGGCCCCGGUCUAUAUCUCUGAAAUUGCUUACCCUGAGGUGCGAGGGCUGCUCGGCUCCUGUGUGCAGCUGAUGGUGGUCACAGGCAUCCUCCUAGCCUACCUGGCAGGCUGGAUGCUCGAGUGGCGCUGGCUGGCCGUGCUGGGGUGUGUGCCCCCCUCCUUCAUGCUGCUGCUCAUGUGUUUCAUGCCUGAGACCCCUCGCUUCCUGCUGUCUCAGCACAAGCGCCAGGAAGCCAUGGCCGCCAUGCAGUUCCUAUGGGGCUCUGCCCAGGGCUGGGAGGAGCCCCCCAUUGGGGCUGAGCACCAGGGCUUCCACAUGGCCCAGCUGUGGCGUCCUGGCGUCUACAAGCCCUUCAUCAUCGGCAUCUCCCUGAUGGCCUUCCAGCAGCUGUCGGGCAUCAAUGCCGUCAUGUUCUAUGCAGAGACUAUCUUUGAGGAGGCCAAGUUCAAGGACAGCAGCCUGGCCUCAGUCAUCGUGGGCCUCAUCCAGGUGCUGUUCACUGCCACAGCGGCCCUGAUCAUGGACAGAGCCGGACGGAGGCUGUUGCUGACCUUGUCAGGUGUGGUCAUGGUGUUCAGCACCAGUGCCUUUGGCGCCUACUUCAAGCUGACCGAGGGCGGCCCCAGCAACUCCUCGCACGUGGACCUCCCAGCACACCUCUCCAUGGAGCCCACCGAUACCAACACGGGGCUGGCCUGGCUGGCAGUGGGCAGCAUGUGCCUCUUCAUCGCUGGCUUUGCUGUGGGCUGGGGGCCCAUCCCCUGGCUCCUCAUGUCUGAGAUCUUCCCUCUGCCCGUCAAGGGCGUGGCCACCGGCGUCUGUGUCCUUACCAACUGGUUCAUGGCAUUUCUGGUGACGAAAGAGUUCAGCAGCCUCAUGGAGGUUCUCAGGCCCUAUGGUGCCUUUUGGCUGGCCUCUGCCUUCUCCAUCUUCGGUGUCCUUUUCACUGUGGCCUGUGUCCCUGAGACCAAAGGGAAGACUUUGGAGCAAAUCACAGCCCAUUUUGAGGGGCGAUGA